Molecule: messenger RNA, 939 nt
Organism: Phacochoerus africanus (Common warthog)
Lineage: Eukaryota; Metazoa; Chordata; Mammalia; Artiodactyla; Suidae
Product: olfactory receptor 7G1-like
Exons: 2
Coding region: 1-939 (312 amino acids)
Biological process (GO): G protein-coupled receptor signaling pathway
Cellular component (GO): membrane
Molecular function (GO): G protein-coupled receptor activity; olfactory receptor activity
Source: RefSeq, a predicted model, not a curated record
AUGGAACCCAGAAACAACACAAGCAUUUCAGAAUUUCUUCUCAUGGAAGUGACAAAGAAUCCAGAACUGCAGACCCUGAUCUUCAGCCUAUUCCUGUCCAUGUACCUGGUCACUGUCCUGGGGAACCUGCUCAUCAUCCUGGCUGUCAGCUGUGACUCCCACCUCCACACCCCUAUGUAUUUCUUCCUCACCAACCUGUCCUUUACUGACAUCUGUUUAAGCACAACCACAAUCCCAAAGAUCCUGGUAAACAUCCACACACAGAAUCAAAGCAUCACAUACACAGGCUGCCUUACACAGGUCUGCUUUGUCCUGGUGUUUGCAAGUCUGGAUAGUUGUAUUCUUUCAGCAAUGGCCUAUGAUCGCUAUGUGGCCAUUUGUCACCCACUGAAGUACACAGUCAUCAUGAAUUCUGGUCUCUGUUUCUUGUUGCUUCUUCUUUCCCUGUUUAUUAGCAUUGUGGAUGCCCUGCUCCACAGUCUGAUGCUGUUGCAUCUAUCCUUCUGCACAGAUCUGGAAAUUCCCCUCUUCUUCUGUGAAGUUGUUCAGGUCAUCAAGCUGGCCUGUUCUGAUACCCUCAUCAAUAAUAUCCUGAUAUAUUUUGCAUCUAGCAUAUUUGGGGGUAUUCCUGUGUGUGGAAUCAUUUUCUCUUAUGCUCAAAUAGUGUCCUCUGUUUUGAGAAUGCCAUCAGCAGGCAGAAAGUAUAAAGCUUUCUCCACUUGUGGGUCUCACCUCUCAAUUGUAUCUUUAUUUUAUGGGACAGCUUUUGGGGUGUACAUUAGUUCUGCUGUUAGUAACUCUUCGAAAAAUUCUGCAGUGGUUUCCAUGAUAUAUACUGUUGUCCCUCAAAUGAUGAACCCCUUCGUCUAUAGUCUGAGGAACAGGGACAUGAAAGGAGCCUUGAGAAAGCUCAUCACUAAACUCCCUAAUUUCCUUUAA